Nakaseomyces glabratus is the source of this 714-nucleotide messenger RNA. RefSeq names its product tRNA guanylyltransferase (gene THG1). Gene Ontology annotation, biological process: tRNA modification. The record is from RefSeq and is a predicted model, not a curated record. Gene Ontology annotation, molecular function: magnesium ion binding; tRNA guanylyltransferase activity. NCBI's taxonomy places the organism in Eukaryota, Fungi, Ascomycota, Saccharomycetes, Saccharomycetales, Saccharomycetaceae.
AUGGCUAAGUCGAAAUAUGAAUAUGUGAAGCAAUUUGAAUCCCAUGAUACACUUUUGCCCCAGUGUUAUAUAGUGGUGCGUAUUGAUGGAAAGAAAUUUCAUGAAUUUUCCAAGUAUUACGAUUUCAAGAAGCCCAACGAUGAGCGUGCUUUGAAGCUGAUGAACGCAUGUGCUAAAAAUGUUGUACUCCAGUAUAGGCAUGAAAUGAUUCUGGCGUAUGGCGAGAGCGACGAAUAUUCAUUUGUAUUGAAGAAAGACACGGAGUUGUACAAACGGAGAAGGGACAAACUAUCGACUUUGAUUGUUUCCUUGUUCACUUCGAACUACGUAGCGUUGUGGUCUAAAUUCUUUCCCGGCACAAAUUUGCAUCCAAAGCAUUUGCCUUUCUUUGAUUCUAGGUGUGUGAUUUAUCCAAAUUUAGAAACCAUAAGAGACUAUGUAACUUGGAGAUAUGUCGACACCCACAUAAAUAACUUAUACAAUACCGCCUUUUGGCAAUUGAUACAAAAAUGUGGCAUGAAUCCUCAGGAAGCAGAAAAAAGGCUGUCUGGAACAGUUAGUAGUGAAAAGAAUGAGAUACUAUUUAAAGAAUGUGGGAUUAAUUAUAAUAAUGAACCGGAAAUGUACAAAAAGGGAUCGCUUAUAACCAACAAAGGAGAGAUAUUACAUAUUAAUGUCAUUGAUAGCUUGGACUCUCUUUUUGAAGGCUACUAA